Molecule: messenger RNA, 1212 nt
Organism: Solanum verrucosum
Lineage: Eukaryota; Viridiplantae; Streptophyta; Magnoliopsida; Solanales; Solanaceae
Product: probable serine/threonine-protein kinase WNK11
Exons: 3
Coding region: 77-997 (306 amino acids)
Biological process (GO): intracellular signal transduction; protein phosphorylation
Cellular component (GO): cytoplasm
Molecular function (GO): protein serine/threonine kinase activity; ATP binding
Source: RefSeq, a predicted model, not a curated record
AAAAGCAAAAGAGUUCAGCUUUUUCGCUUCUCAGUUCAUUGAAGUAGAAGACAAAUUCACGUAACGUUCGCGCUACAUGGUGCAGAGCGUGAGUGUGGAUCCGGAUCGGGAAUCGGAGCCGUUCAUUGAAUUGGAUCCGACGGGGAGAUAUGGGCGGUACGACGAGCUAUUAGGUUAUGGAGCAGUGAAGAAGGUGUACAGAGCGUUUGAUCAGGAAGAAGGGAUUGAAGUAGCUUGGAACCAAGUGAAAUUGCGUAAUUUCAUGGAUGAUCAGCAGGUGAUUGACCGGCUGUAUUCGGAGGUUCGGCUAUUGAAAACUCUAAAGCAUAAGAACAUAAUUGCAUUGUACUCUGUUUGGAGGGAUGAAAAUCGCAACACGUUGAAUUUCAUAACCGAGGUUUGUACCUCGGGGAAUUUGAGAGAAUAUAGGAAGAAACACAAACACGUAUCGAUGAAGGCAGUGAAGAAGUGGUCUAAGCAGAUUCUUAAGGGAUUGAACUAUUUGCAUACUCAUGAACCUUGUGUUAUUCAUAGGGAUCUCAAUUGCAGUAAUGUCUUCAUUAAUGGCAAUAUUGGUCAGGUUAAGAUUGGUGAUUUGGGUUUUGCAACUAUAGUAGGGAAGAGUCAUUCAGCCCAUUCGGUUCUUGGAACCCCAGAGUUCAUGGCACCGGAGUUGUAUGAUGAGGAUUAUACUGAGCUGAUUGAUAUCUACUCGUUUGGGAUGUGUGUUUUGGAGAUGGUGACGUUGGAACUACCUUAUAGUGAGUGUGAUAACGUGGUGAAGAUAUACAAGAAGGUAAUAUCCGGAGUGAGGCCUAAGGCCAUGGACAAGGUUAAAGAUCCUGAGGUCAAGAAGUUCAUUGAGAAGUGUCUUGCUCAGCCUAGGGUUAGACCCUCUGCUUCUGAACUCCUUCAAGACCCUUUCUUUAAUGAUAUUAAUGAUGAUGACGAAAACGACGAUGAAGAGUAUACUAGUAACAACUUUUGGCAUGCUUAGAUCAGCCAUAGCUAUUAUUUGCUAGUACUAGUAUAUUAGUUAGUUGUAUUAGGUUUUGUUGUGGAGUUUUUGGUGUUGAUUUGUUGCUUGUAGUGUUUUUGCCUUUUCUUCCAAAAAGAAUAAAAGAAAAUGGUUUUGCUUUUUAUUAUGAAACUAUUGCAAAAGAAAAAACAAUAGAAAAGAGUGGAUUUUGGUCAAGGAGUUUGUACAUACAU